AUGAAGAUCUCUCUUCUGCAGCAGAUGUAUAAGGAUGUACUGGUAGGCAUUCCGCUAGCAAAGGAAAGCCAUCAUUAUACUUCUUUACUUAAUAUGUGUAUUCAGCAGUCACCAGAAAGAGACAAAUUGUGUGGUCGUAUGCAUCUGCCAUCUACUGAUGGUGGUAUUAGGAGCCAUCAGGACACUGAUAUGUCAGAUGCGGUUGUCCCUACAACAGAUGAUAUAUCAAAUAGCUUUGCAAACAUGAACUCCUCGUUCUGUCCACGAGAAGUGAUGCUGCUUCAGUUAACCUUGAUCAAGAUGAUGGCUGAUAAAGCACAGUCCCAGGAAAUUGAAUUCAAUACAAGACAGAAGUACUGUGAAAUCUUUGUCCUUCUUCUGAAGGAGGCAAAAAUUGACUCAAAAUUGAUUUGUCUGCUCAGUAGUUAUGAUCGGCUGUUAUCUCACCUGGCUUCAAAAAGUUUAGCAUCUCUUGUGUAUUUCCAGCUGAAGGAAGAGAACGCGUUAAAUGUCACCUGGCUCACCUUCAGUUUGAAGACUCUUUUAGGAUUUCCUGUGAAUACCCGGGUAGCAGAAUGCCUGUGGACUCUUACAGCCGUUAUCAAGGACGUCCUGAAAGAUGGAGCUUUGCCCAGCGCAGGUAUUUUGAAGAAGUUGUUGGCUCCUCUUGAUGCUGUGCUUGAAGGAUUUUAUAAUUCCAUUCUGUCCCAUCAUUUUGACAGUCAACGCUAUACUUCACCUUAUUCUGAAGCUACAAACGAUUUGAUCAGUUUUACAGAUCUGCUUGAAGCACUUUUGGCUUCCAGAACUGAAUUAGAACUACCGCUCAGGUGCCAGAGAGUAUUGUUUCUGAAAGUUUCUUAUGUCCUGAACCUCAUUAGCUCAUCAGUUCACUAUUUAAUCAAGAAGAAGUUCAUUAUGCUCCUUAAAAAAUGUGUCCUUUACAAGUCUAGAGAAGAUGCUAAAAGUGGAUCGCUGUUCUUAGAAAACCCAUCUUUAUAUGAGGAUGUGCUUGCACUGAGUAAUGCUGUUCUGCAGGUUGUGAAUUUGACUUGGCUUAAUCGGAUCCCACUCAGCGAAAAGGACAGCUACUUUGGAGGCAGUGAAGCUGCUCCUGGAGGUGAUACUCAAGGUGGUUCUGACCAAACUGUUCUCAGAGCCUUAAGUCUGGUUGUGCUUAAAGCACUGGAAUUCAAAUUUCAGAACUCUCCUACAGAAGCUGAAAUCAAAGGAGACUUUCAGAGUUCCAUGUCCCAGCUGUUGAUAUUUUGGAGGAGUCAUCUGAAGUCUUCCCCACAGUCUCACCUGGUUGUACAUCACUGUGAAUGGCUCUCUUUGAUUUUCAUAGAGCAAGAUGAUGAUAUGUGGGAAGCUGCUAAAGCUUUAUUACUCAUUUAUUUAAAAUUUGAUAGGUUACGGCAUGAUGCUGCUGGUAACUUCAGCCAAAAAGAGGAGGAAACCUGGAAGUUCCUUGUGCAUGCAAGUGGAUGUAAUCCUCACUGUAUCUUUUUAUUUUUUCUGGAAAAAAUUGCAUUUGAUUCCACAGUACUUCUAGAUUUUUUGAUUUCAUCAGAAACUUGCUUUCUGGAGUACUUGGUAAGGUACUUAAAGCUUCUUAGAAAAGACUGGCAUCAGUUUGUAGAAGUCUGUAACCAUUUUGAUACCAAACAUGGCACUUUUCAAUCAAUUUCUUCUGCCAAGCCGCCCCAUCAAGAACAACAAAGCUGUAUGACUGAUGAGAGUUUGCAAAAUGCUUGUUGUGAACCAGAACCACAAACUCUAUCUCUGGCUGCUUCUCACAAUUACUUAGUGUUUACAACAGAGCAAGGUGGUAAUGAAGUUGCGGAGUCUAACCGGUCUAACUCAUUGAUAUGCACUGAUGGUACAUCUCUGCUGGGUUCACUUCGAAGCCUUGUUGAUUAUGACAGCUCAGAAGACUCUGAAUUAGAAUCAGAUGGAAAAGAGGGCUUGGUAAACACGGAGCAGGUGCCUUUAAAUAAUGAGGGUGAGACAAGGAUGAGGGAAGCUGGUUGCAGCUACACAGAUGAUAAACGGAAUACACUCAAGUCUGAAGUGUUGCCUCCAAAACAAAAGGCAUCUAAUACCUCAUCCUGCUUGACUUGCAUGACGUCUUUGGAUAACAUCGUUCCCCUAAGAAUAACGCUUUACAAAUCAACAAAAUGUUUGGAAGAACUGCAAAAAGCUAUUUCUAGGUUGCAGAGAAGAAAUCUUUUCCCAUAUAAUCCAUCUGCGUUGUUAAAACUACUGAGCCACGUUGAGAAGAUCAGUAAGAACAUGAAUCCACAAUAA
Molecule: messenger RNA, 2310 nt
Organism: Cariama cristata (Red-legged seriema)
Lineage: Eukaryota; Metazoa; Chordata; Aves; Cariamiformes; Cariamidae
Gene: LINS1
Product: lines homolog (Drosophila)
Exons: 6
Coding region: 1-2310 (769 amino acids)
Source: RefSeq, a predicted model, not a curated record